Messenger RNA from Tripterygium wilfordii, 827 nucleotides. RefSeq lists its product as uncharacterized. The coding region runs from base 286 to 669 and encodes 127 amino acids. The record is from RefSeq and is a predicted model, not a curated record. NCBI's taxonomy places the organism in Eukaryota, Viridiplantae, Streptophyta, Magnoliopsida, Celastrales, Celastraceae. The transcript has 3 exons.
UGUCACAAAAGGUGGUGACAACCAACAAAUGUGACUUGAAAACAGGUUCAAGAUAAGCAAGACUGGGUCCACCUAUAUAUUCCUAUACUUAUAUGAUAAUGUACAUCGACAAGACCCUUAUCAAUAAUUGAAUUUAAUAUCCCAAAUUUAACACUCCUAAUUUCAACUUAUUAGAAAGAACUUAUUGGCACUAUCAUUAUUAUAUUCCUGCAUAGUUACAGCUUUAAAAUAAGAACAAACUUUAUUCCCAUACCUUCUUCUUCUUCUUGUUGGGUUUUCAUUUCAAUGGCUGUAAUAUGCUUUUCUUCUCCUAACAUUCUUGCUCAAAAGUCUGGUCCAGUUGUCAAGCCUGCAUACAAAACUAUGAUGCUUAAGCAAGGUCAGGUUCCACUGAAGAAAGUACCCAAAAUUCUGGUCAGAUCAUCAUCCUUCACAAACAAGGUCUUUGAGGAUCGAUCGGAGGGUAUAAUCUGUUACAGAGAUAAUAAUGGGGAGAUAGUUUGUGAAGGGUAUGAUGAGGGUCCUCGUUCUCCCCAACAGAUUUCAAGAACAGUGCACCAUUUAAGAGAAGCUGAGAUCAUCAAUCUACUUCAAGAAAGAUGGUAUCAAUUAAUGAAUGGUGGGGAUUCAGCAUUACUUACUAGUAUUGAUGAUCUGCACAUUCAAUAGAACUUCAAGUUGAAUGGCUUCAACAAGCUCUGGUAACCAAUGCCUAAAACUUGCCAAUUCUGGCAGUGUAUGAAAUAAUUUUCAGCAGUACCUGAAACUGAAACAGUUCUAGUCAUAGAAUGUAAAUAAUAAGCAUGACAGCACUUUAAUUUCGUUUC